Alternaria alternata is the source of this 2644-nucleotide messenger RNA. RefSeq lists its product as hypothetical. The record is from RefSeq and is a predicted model, not a curated record. Bases 405 to 2462 code for a protein of 685 amino acids. NCBI's taxonomy places the organism in Eukaryota, Fungi, Ascomycota, Dothideomycetes, Pleosporales, Pleosporaceae. The transcript has 3 exons.
UUGCUGUGUUGGCGUACUACUGAGCCUGAUCCGCAGCAGCUUGGUUCUCAAAGCUUCCUCCAGCUUAGCAUCCUCUAGCCCUUCUGGGUGACCAGCUAGCAAGACCGUGUAACAAGCCACGAUGCAGUGCUAUUGGCACUGUUGCUAGCGGUCUGGUGGAGAUUCCGUGGGUGCUGGCCUGGGCUCACAGGCCUAAGAUAGAAUAUGCGCCAUAGCUCGCGGGGCUAUCUCGUGUCGCGUGUAGCAUGCGAAAUGGGAUUUGCAUAAGAAUCUCGGCAGGGCCGAAUCGAGUUCGUGUUGUUGGUCUUGGUAUGCUCCUGUCUAUCAUUGUUUAAACUUCUUAACUCCUUUUCUCGCCCGUUGUAGUCGUUUCAUCGUUAUUGACUACACAGGAGAUUGGCAAUAUGGGCUGGAGUUUCCACGGCCACAAGCGAGAUGUCGAUGCGGAAAAGCAUCUCAAACGGCUGCACAAGACAACACCGUUUAUCGAAUCCCCGCUAGUUGGUGCCGAUCACGAAAAUCUGGUCUUCUCUCAACGACAUGAAGCGAAUAGCGUGGAACUUUUCUUCGACUUGUUCUUCGUUGCUAAUCUGGCAACCUUUACGGCCUAUCACUCUAUCACCGACAUAGACUAUUUACUGGCAUACAUCGGUUUCUUUGGCAUAUUAUGGUCGUGUUGGUUUCAAAUCACACUCCACGAUGUUCGAUUUGCGCGCGACUCGCUCUAUGAGCGCGUGUGCAAGACGAUCCAAUUCAUAGUUUUUGUUGGCCUGGCGCUGGUUGGAAGUCAGUUCAACCCAGCAAACGAGAAGGGCAAAGGGAACAACACAAAUUUCCGUAUCCUGUGCUAUACACUAGUCAUCAGCCGUGGUCUUCUUGCCAUUCAAUAUCUUGUUGUCCUUUACUUCACUUGGAGAGCAAAGUAUGGGAAGAUCUACCUCCCACUUAUGCUCAUGUUCGCCAUAUAUGCAGUCAGUAUGGGUGCAUUCGCCGCUAUGACACCCGCAUUCAAGAACGAGGCCGACCACAGCAGGCGGCUCGUUUACAUCGUCUGGUAUAUCGUCAUGGUGCUUGAAGGCGUUGGAGUCAUUCUUAUAUCGUGUAUUUGGCGCAUGAUGAGCUUCAAAAAGACCCAUCUGAUGGAGCGCAUGAGCUUGCUGACCAUUAUUGUUAUUGGCGAGGGCGCAAUUGGCGUCACCAAGACAGUAAGCAGGAUGAUGGGGAAGCAUGGACUAGAAGUUGAAGGAUGCUUUUUGAUCAUGUGUAUCAUCGUCGUUCUUGUGCUAAUAUGGGCUCUUUACUUCGACAACUUUCCCCACGGACAUUACGGAACCAUCCGGCAACAAAUAUGGUCUUUGCUACACUUUCCUCUCCAACUUGCGAUUGUUGGUGUUGUCGAAGGCUCUCAGCAAAUUGCUCUGGCUCGGUACGUCGCCAGGAAUACCGGAAAAGUCACCACCUCCAUCCUUCAAUAUUGCCAAGACGACCACCUUGACGGCCUGAAGCUACAAGACAAGCUGCAGUACCUCUUGGAGUAUUUCGAGCUAGACGGCAAGUUUGAAACCAAAAGCUAUUAUAACCAGGCUGAGUCGGCCAUCUGGCUUGUCGGGAACGCCACAGGCAUCUGCUCGCCGCAGAAUACUACUCAGUAUAAUAUGGGUGAAGACGACGAAGAUGGUACCUGGCCUGAGGCGCUCAAGAACGUGUCUCACCUUCUUACCAAUGGUAUGUACACUGGACUCGGCAUGAAGAUUCCAGUCGAUAAACUCGAGGACUUUAGUCCCCUCAAAAUUGGCCUCAAAGGAUUCGAGCUUGUCUACCUCUACUACUGGUCAUCCUUCUGCCUGCUUCUUAUCUGCCUGAUCAUAUUCCUUUUCUUGAUCCGCCGCCACAAGGCUGAUCUAUUCGACUUCACUUCCGUCAUAUCGCGCUUUCUUGCCCUUGGCGUUGGUGGUGCAAUGUUGGCUCUGAUGGCCGACACCAACCGGUUGCACAGGAUGGUCGAAUCACCAUGGCUACUACCCAUCUGCGUCAUCAUCCUGUUCGUUAUCCUGGUCAUCGAUAAGCUAAGCUCGAUAUAUUGCAACUGGCAAGUUCAGAAGAGCGGAAAGCCAUACGCGUUGGAAUUCGAAGAGCAUGGACACCACGGCCACGGACAUAGUCCACACGGAUCUGUGCAGGAGACAGGUGCGCUAUACGGGCAUGUGCCACACGAAGCGGGGUUGGAAGAGAUGCGCAACACGGCACGGUGGAGCUCGCACCCCGAAGAUCUGAUGCCACUUACAGCUCAAAGCACCGAAUACAAAUCGCCGCAUCAAAGCUAUGUUAUGGAGCCUUUGACGAGCCCACCACUUGAGAGUCCCCCAGUGUCUGGACACGAUCCGCUAGCCAACCAGGGAUAUGUGGGUCAUACUCCAGCUGGAUAUGCUCCUGUGAGCACAGGACAGAACUACGGCGCAUAACUGGUCGAGGAGUGUGGUAUGGUCUGGAACUUUCGCAAUACUUUAUCAUUUUAGCAAGCGUGGCGUUAUUGUUUGGCAAGACGGCACUUGCCUUACCCGCACAAUAUCCGAAGGCGGACACGGGACAAAGACGGGUAUGACCAUAUGGCGUUAUCUGUUACAGUAAUAAUGGAAUAUUGAGC